UCAGUUCACCGUCUAUUAUACUCUUGGCAACACAGUGUGUGCUCUGCACUCUUCGAGGUUGGACAAGGCCCAAACAGGAGCAAUUUCUCUCUUCACCAUGUCCAUGCUGCUGAGAGUUUUCUUGGGUUUCUUCCUGGGAGCAGCGCUCGCGGCAACCUCGGUCGUGCUGUUGCUCCCGCCUUCUCGGUGCCCAUGGGGCGUUGAGCCAGCGGAUCAGGGUCGGGCGUUGGACAGUGCAACCCAAACAGAUACCAUCAUGGAGAAGCUCAACACGGUGCAGGUGGCAGCUCCUCGUAAUGAAGACAACCUGAGCGAGCUGCUGAGAAGCGCGGCCAUGGAGGACAAAACCAUCAUACUGACAUUCACCAACGAGGCGUUGGCGUUGCCCGGCUCGCUCCUGGAACUCUUCCUCGAGAGCUUCCGCCUAGGCGUGAACACGCAGCCCCUCCUGAAGCACCUGGUCAUCGUCGCCAUGGACGCCAAGGCGUUGGAGCGGUGCCUGCACAUGCACCCGCUCUGCUAUUCCUUCUUCAGCCGCCGGAUCAGCACCGGCGCGGACCUGGCGGCGGAGGUGUCCUUCAUGAGCAAGGACUACCUGGACAUGAUGUGGGCGCGGAACCGGUUCCAGGCGCGCGUCCUGGAGCUGGGCUACGGCUUCGUGUUCACGGACGUGGACAUCGUGUGGUUCCGGAACCCGCUGCUGCGGAUCCCCGUGGCCGCCGACAUCGCCAUCUCCUGCGACCAGUACUACGGCGACAACCCCUACGACAUGAGGAAGAACGCCAACGGUGGGUUCCUGUUCGCGAGGCCCAACGCCAGGACGCGGGCCUUCUACGAGGGCUGGUACGAGGCGAGGGCGAGGUUUGAGGGCGCGCACGAGCAGCACGUGUUCGACCAGGUCAAGUACGAGCUGGCGGCCAAGCACGGCAUGGUGGUGCAUUUCGUCGACACCGCCUACUUCAGCGGCCUGUGCGAGCCCAAGAAGGACUUCCACAAGGUGUGCACCUUCCACGCAAACUGCCUCCUCGGGCUGCAGAACAAGCUGGACAAGCUCAAUGCCGUGCUCGACGAAUGGAAGCAGUUCAAGGCACAGCAGGAGCUGCUCGGCAGCAACAGCACCGCGCUCACCUUCUGAAUUCUUUUCGGUCGCUGCGUGUUGCUCUUUUUGUGUGAGAAUUACGUAGCUUAUAGACAGUUUGGUUCACGACAAUAGCAAUUCCGAAGCGAAAAGAAUUCAGCUGUGUCAUAUAAUUAGUACUCCACUGUUUUGAUAAAAAAAUUCUUUUUCUUUUUUUGGUGUGACUAUAUAUCUUAGGAGCUUGAUUGUUAAGCAAAAGUCUUAAAAUCUGGGUUAAUGUAUCUGAACCGUUAUAUUAAUCCUAAAUCAUAAGGAGCUGAUGUUCUAUAUUU
Molecule: messenger RNA, 1410 nt
Organism: Brachypodium distachyon (stiff brome)
Lineage: Eukaryota; Viridiplantae; Streptophyta; Magnoliopsida; Poales; Poaceae
Exons: 2
Coding region: 98-1135 (345 amino acids)
Source: RefSeq, a predicted model, not a curated record